GUGUCGAGGCAAGUACAGUCGAAUGGCGGUGAAAGGUUUUCAUCUGGUGACGGUCGUCGUCCUAUCAUAUCUUUCUGACCGCACUACAGCAGAGUGUGACGAAACCUACUGUUGUUGUCCAACAGGGUCUGUUAGUAUUUCGACUGUUUCCAGUCGUGUGAGUCUGCAAUACGGCGUUACUUGCCCGUGGACCGCCUCGGAGCAGAACUACGAGUGCCGCAUCCAGACGGACGGCGUCUGCAGAACGGCGUUUCCCGGGUUCAUCUAUGAAAUCUCGAAGACGGAAGAGAGUAUGGUUAUCAAAGACGUACGGGACCGCCGCUGUGACUUGCAUCUCAAGUGCACGUCUGGUGCAUGCGUAGGGAACGAUAAUUGGGCAGGUGAAUACCGAGUGAGCAGUGCUAAACGUUCCACUUCCUAUCUGUUUCUAUUUGUUGGUCUAGUUGCAGUUUUUUAUCGUUUACUCUGCGAGUAUGAACAAUAAUUUUUAAGAAUACCUUACAUCUUUGAGUAUGGUGCAUUAGCUGAGGCUAUCACUCUUCUAGAAUUUCGGAAACAGGAAAUCUUUUGCGCUGUACGUGGUCUGGCA
Molecule: messenger RNA, 589 nt
Organism: Corticium candelabrum
Lineage: Eukaryota; Metazoa; Porifera; Homoscleromorpha; Homosclerophorida; Plakinidae
Exons: 1
Coding region: 23-484 (153 amino acids)
Source: RefSeq, a predicted model, not a curated record